AUGUGGGCUACAAACCCGAAAGAGGCGCACAGCACCUUGAAGUCUCUGACGAAGAUGUUUCUGGCCCAGGCUGCUGCCAGAACCGCUGUUCAUUAUGGCGUUGCCAAAAAGUUUGAGAAACACAACACCGGCAUCACCUACUAUCUUUCUCCGACUAGCUACUGGUCAAUCAUUGAAUCAGCUCUCGGUAUCUUUGGGAUGUGUCUUCCCUUGCUUCGCCCCAUAGGUCACGUCUACUCCCUACGAAACAUGUAACUAGUCUCCAGUAGAACACUGUCGAGGAUCAGCUGGAGCAACAAGUCGCGAAAGGGCUCGAGCAGGGGAUCAGAGAGAAAUGUUGCGUCGAAUUAAUGCCUAUUCGAGAAUGCUGCGCGACACGAUACCGAUUCUGAGAAAAACUACCACAACAGGUGCGUCACGAAAGUAUUAUGAAGUGUGGCUAUCUGCUAACUAUGACAGUGCACUAAAUGAAACGGUCGACGGCACUACCAAGACUGGGGCGGAUUUGACCCAACGUAGUAUGCUUUAAUGAUGUAUCAAGUAACAAACCAAGAUAAUACACCAAAUUUUCUGCAGAGUCUGAGAAAGAUCCGUACUUGUAGCUUAGAGAAGGUUCCAUUUUAUCGUUACAAUGAUGAAUCCAACAUGAAGUUACGUUGCUUGGAACUUGAACAUGAAAACGUUCUUUCGAUGUGGUGUCAGAACUUUAGAGAUAACCUGCUACACAAAAGAGCGGGAAACUCGUUCUCCAGUGUAAAGUCAUCGUCGGAAGCAUGUUCAUCGCCCACAUGCAUCAAUAUACGUGAACCCGAGCAAGGACUAGCGCACAGUACCAACCCU
Messenger RNA from Periconia digitata, 840 nucleotides. The record is from the annotation of a GenBank genome assembly. NCBI's taxonomy places the organism in Eukaryota, Fungi, Ascomycota, Dothideomycetes, Pleosporales, Periconiaceae.